Molecule: messenger RNA, 1631 nt
Organism: Scheffersomyces coipomensis
Lineage: Eukaryota; Fungi; Ascomycota; Pichiomycetes; Serinales; Debaryomycetaceae
Gene: GLN1
Product: glutamate--ammonia ligase
Exons: 1
Coding region: 258-1370 (370 amino acids)
Cellular component (GO): cytoplasm
Molecular function (GO): glutamine synthetase activity
Source: RefSeq, a predicted model, not a curated record
UGUUUUUACUAUCAGCGGUUAACAAAAUGCUUUAAUUUACCAAAAAAAGAAAAGGGUCAAAACCUAAAGAGAUUAUAAUAUAAAAGUAAUUCAUUAUCGUUUUCAUAAAAAAUUUUCUGAAUUCCUUAUCUUCUUCUUUCACCCUUAUUUUAUAAUCCUUUUCUUUCAUUUAUUGUUUUAGUCAUUGGUCAAUUCAAUUGGGUCCUACUAUACAUAGAAAUUAUAUUCAUACAUACAUAUCAUAUAUUACAAUCACAAUGGUUGGAAUUACUGAACAAACUGCUAUUUUAGCCAAAUAUUUAGAUUUACCUCAAAGGGGUAAAAUCUUAGCUGAAUACGUCUGGAUUGAUGCUGAAGGUGGUACUAGAUCAAAGUGUAGAACUUUAGAUUCUAAACCAGCUAGUAUUGAUGAUUUACCAGAAUGGAAUUUUGAUGGUUCAUCAACUGGUCAAGCUCCAGGUCAUGAUUCUGAUGUUUAUUUAAGACCAGUUGCUUAUUAUGAUGAUCCAUUCAGAAAGGGGGAUAACAUUAUUGUUUUAACUGAAUGUUGGAAUAAUGAUGGUACUCCAAACAAAUUUAAUCAUAGACAUGAAUGUGCCAAAUUAAUGACUGCUCAUUCUGAUGAAGUGGUUUGGUUUGGUUUAGAACAAGAAUAUACUUUAUUUGAUCAAUUUGAUCAAGUUUACGCAUGGCCAAAGGGUGGUUUCCCAGCUCCUCAAGGUCCUUACUACUGUGGUGUUGGUACUGGUAAAGUUUAUGCUAGAGAUGUCAUUGAAGCUCAUUACAGAGCUUGUUUAUAUGCUGGUGUUACUAUUUCUGGUAUUAAUGCUGAAGUUAUGCCAUCUCAAUGGGAAUUCCAAGUUGGUCCAUGUGUUGGUAUCAACAUGGGUGAUGAAUUAUGGAUUGCUCGUUAUUUAUUACAAAGAGUUGCUGAAGAAUUUGGGGUUAAGAUUUCUUUCCAUCCAAAACCAUUAAAGGGAGAUUGGAAUGGUGCUGGUUGUCACACCAAUGUUUCAACCAAAUCUAUGAGAGUUCCAGGUGGUAUGAAAGAUAUUGAAGUUGCUUUAAGUAAAUUAGCUAAAAGACAUAAGGAACAUGUUUUAUUAUAUGGUACUGAUAAUGAAUUAAGAUUAACUGGUCGUCAUGAAACUGCUUCUAUUGAAACUUUUUCAUCUGGUGUUGCUAACAGAGGUGCUUCUAUUAGAAUCCCAAGAUCUGUUGCUAAAGAAGGAUAUGGUUAUUUCGAAGAUAGAAGACCAGCUUCUAACAUUGAUCCAUAUUUAGUUACUGGUAUUAUGGUUGAAACCAUUUGUGGUUCAAUUCCAGAUGCUGAUAUGACUAAAGAAUUUGCCAGAGAAAGUUCUGAUUAGAUUUUUUGAUUGUGUAAAAAAGCUUACUGUUUAAUAAUAUUUACAAUUAUAUUUUGUUUAUUUCUUUACUUUUCCUUUCUUUUCUAUUCAUUGUUAAUGUCGUUAUUAAAAUAAAUAAAGUUGAUUUUUAUUUAUAUAUAUAUAUUGAUAUAAAAUUUUACUCUUUAUCAAACUUCCAUUUGAUAGAGGAUUUAUCUUCAUUUUUUACUACAAUUUCCUCUCAACUCCUUUUUUAAAGUUAAUAUAUAUAGAUGGAUAUAU